AUGGAUGGAAUCUGUCAUUGGUUGUGUGAAAAAGACGAGGAAGAUAACCCCGCUGAACCAUGUUUGGUGUCAUUUUACUUGAGCAAUGAGGUGUUCUUAAUAACACCCAUACCCUCAAACUUAGAUGAUUGUUUUGAUGUUGAAGCAUCCUGGAUAAACUUGGCAUGGUUAAAUGAGUGCAUUGCAUUGAUCUCUUAUCAUGUACCAAGGACUACUUUUCACAUAUCAAUUUUGGGUGAAAUUGGAAAGAAUGAAUCAUGGACCAAUCACUUCACUAUUGGACCAUUGUCUUGCGUUGAGUUUCCUAUCGGAGUGGGGAAAAAAGGGGAAUUAUUCUUCCAAAGAAAGGAUGAAGAAUUAGCUUGGUUUGAUCUUCAUACUCAAAUGAUUGAGGAACUUGGUUAUAAAGCAGGGGAUUGUCGUACUCGGAUAAUAAUAUACAAGGAAAACAUUCUUGAAAAUGGAGGAAUAGGUAAUUAA
This is a messenger RNA of Medicago truncatula (barrel medic), 480 nucleotides long. RefSeq lists its product as uncharacterized. The record is from RefSeq and is a predicted model, not a curated record. The coding region runs from base 1 to 480 and encodes 159 amino acids. The transcript has a single exon. Lineage: Eukaryota; Viridiplantae; Streptophyta; Magnoliopsida; Fabales; Fabaceae.